Aethina tumida (small hive beetle) is the source of this 1076-nucleotide messenger RNA. RefSeq names its product serine/threonine-protein kinase 16. The coding region runs from base 56 to 1012 and encodes 318 amino acids. Lineage: Eukaryota; Metazoa; Arthropoda; Insecta; Coleoptera; Nitidulidae. Gene Ontology annotation, cellular component: cytoplasm; Golgi apparatus. The transcript is spliced from 5 exons. The record is from RefSeq and is a predicted model, not a curated record. Gene Ontology annotation, biological process: protein phosphorylation. Gene Ontology annotation, molecular function: protein serine/threonine kinase activity; ATP binding.
GUGUGGUUAUGUAAAACGUCAAGUUUAUUAUUUUUGUUGAAUUUUUUUCAAGAAAAUGAACGCGUUAGGUUUAAGUAUGAUAGUGAAAAUGGGCUGCAUCUGCACGAGCGAAACGGUGAACAUAAACGGGUCAAAGUACCGCGUGAAAGAACGUUUGGGCGAAGGAGGUUUCUCGCAAGUAGAUUUGGUUGAAAACACGUCGACGAAAAAGAAAUACGCGCUAAAACGUAUUUUGUGUCACAGCGUUGAGGACCAAAAGAAAGCAAUACAGGAAAUUAAUUAUUACAAGAAGCUGCGCCAUCCCAAUAUUAUCGAGCUUGUUGACUCGACGUUUAAAGGUUCUGCCGAUAUUGUUGUACAAGCGACCUCGGAAGCGUUCUUACUGUUGCCUUACUACAGAAGGGGUACUUUGCAUGAUUAUUUAUCACUCAGAUCUUUCAGUAAAAACUACCUAGACCCCAAAGAUAUAUUAAGAAUAUUUUAUGAUGUGUGUCAUGCUUUGAAAUACCUCCAUGACUUUACACCUGAUCCUAUAGCACACAGGGAUUUGAAAACUGGAAAUAUUUGCCUUACUGACAACACAGAUCCAGUUUUAAUGGACUUAGGUUCAUGUGCACCCGCAACGGUACAAAUUUGCGGCGUUCAAGACGCCCAAAAGCUUCAAGAUAUUGCGGCCGAAACAUGUUCAAUGACGUACAGGGCGCCGGAACUUUUUCACGUCGAAAGUUACUGUGUUAUUGACCAAAGGACUGAUAUUUGGAGUCUGGGUUGCGUUUUGUACGCGAUGUUGUACUUCAAAUCGCCUUACGAUGUUGUUUACGAACGGGGCGAUUCGGUAAAUCUUGCUGUUAUAUCGGGAACGAUACAUUUUCCAGAGGAAACCCCAUUUAACGAUGAUCUCCAUGAACUCGUUAAAUUUAUGUUGAAAGUGAAUCCGUCCGAAAGACCGUACAUCGAUAAAGUGAUCGAGAGGACGCAAGCCUUGAAAAACAAAUACGACGCUGUUGUUUAGAUUUUAAGCAUCAAAUAUUGUAAUUUUUUAUAUGUAUGUGCAUUUAUAUAUUUAUUAUCACUAA